This is a messenger RNA of Chelonoidis abingdonii (Abingdon island giant tortoise), 784 nucleotides long. Lineage: Eukaryota; Metazoa; Chordata; Testudines; Testudinidae. The record is from RefSeq and is a predicted model, not a curated record.
AUGCCCAUCCGCCUCCCCCGUGGCAAUGAAAUUGUAAAGACUGACUUGAAGAAGCUUCCAGCCCUUCCAACGCAAGCCCUGAAGGAGCACCCCUCCCUUGCUUACUGCGAGGACAGAGUCAUCGAGCAUUACAAGAAACUGAGUGGUCAGACAAGAGGCCAAGCAAUUGUAAAUUACAUGAGCAUUGUAGAAUCCCUCCCAACGUAUGGAGUCCAUUAUUAUGCAGUAAAGGACAAGCAGGGAAUUCCCUGGUGGUUAGGACUUAGUUACAAGGGCAUUUUUCAGUACGACUACCACGACAAAGUGAAACCAAGAAAGAUCUUCCAAUGGAGGCAGCUAGAGAACCUGUACUUCCGAGAGAAGAAGUUUUCCGUGGAAGUUCACGACCCACGCAGGGCGUCUGUGACCAGGAGAACGUUUGGGCACAGUGGCAUUGCCGUGCACACGUGGUACGCCUGUCCUGCAUUGAUCAAGUCCAUUUGGGCUAUGGCCAUUAGCCAGCAUCAGUUCUACCUGGACCGAAAGCAGAGUAAGUCCAAGAUUCAUGCUGCGAGAAGCCUAAGUGAAAUUGCUAUUGACCUGACUGAAACUGGAACGCUGAAGACUUCAAAACUAGCCAACAUGGGAAGCAAAGGCAAAAUUAUCAGCGGCAGCAGUGGCAGUCUUUUGUCAUCAGGUAAGUCCUUUCCCUUGUAACUGCAUGCGAAAUAUGGGUUCCUGCCCCUCUGCUGGAGAAAAGAGGAAGAUGUAGCUUUGUAUUAGGUAAGAGCUGCCAGGUGAGGUA